Messenger RNA from Pestalotiopsis fici W106-1, 2853 nucleotides. RefSeq lists its product as uncharacterized. The coding region runs from base 1 to 2853 and encodes 950 amino acids. The record is from RefSeq and is a predicted model, not a curated record. Lineage: Eukaryota; Fungi; Ascomycota; Sordariomycetes; Amphisphaeriales; Sporocadaceae. The transcript is spliced from 2 exons.
AUGAAUUUCCAAGGCCUCGGCCACGACUAUGUCAGAAAGAACCGCUCCGAUUACACCUAUAGAACAUACUCUUCGAAUGCGACUGCUCCCACUUCGGCUUCGCAGAUCACCGUCAUCCACGCUCCAUUAAAACAGAGAUCGGAGGAGUCGGCACCGCCAAGUCCUCCCACCGUUGUACCAUAUCUUCCUUCUCCUCCCUCGACUCCCGAGCCGGACAGCCCAGUACCAACAAGGCGACCACAACGAACACGGCCUCGGGCACGGGCUCGGCCUCAGCCUCAGCAACGGCGACGGGCUCCUACAUAUCAUGUUGCCCGAGAGCCUGUAGUAGACCCUCGACCGAUUGUUCGCUUCCAUCCCAACCAAGUCACCAUGACCGCUUCACCACCGCCGACGACCGACUGGGUAGUCUCGGAUUUCCGAGACGAGCUUGUCAGAAAUGUCGAGACAUCCGUUACACCAGGCGUAGACAGCACGCCGUACAUCAUUCAUGCCUUGGAAACCAUGACGCAACCAAGAGACGAUGGCCGCAUUAUGUCUGCAGCUCGUUCCUCCUCCACCAGCCAGGCCACAAACCCAAUACUGAGAUAUCUUCCCUCGUCGAUACCGGGUCUCUUCCAGCCAAAGGCCGCUUACAUCCCGGUGUCUACUGCUGAUCCAGACCCAAAUGCCCCGCGCAACAUUUUGACCCCCGAGGAAGAAUUGGCGGCAUUGCGUCGUCACCGGAAACGGACCAAUUCCGAGGAUCCGCAAGCCAACCAACCAAUGCUUCCGCUUGGACGACGACCAAGCUGGCUGCGGCCGCUUUCAAGUGGCACUAUCAGAGUGCCGUAUUCAGUAUCCAGCAAUGAGGACGAUGGCCAUCCUUGGGGCCCUGAAGAUGUGAUCAAGUUUGUGGAUCGAAUGGACGAAUUAGAGCAAACACCCCCGCCGAGACGGUCCCCGCGGGAUAUCGACAACUGGCAGUCUCAGAGUGAUGUCUUCACGGAUGAUCCCGAAAUGGCAUCAAUGUUUCCUCGUCUUGAUUACAAGCCCUGGACCUUGCGCCUGCCUUGUCUGUUCAUAUUAGCUGGACUAUGCGUUUUGAUGGUUGCAGCACUCAUAUUUUGUGCCAUCUUUUCUGAUCGCCAGCAAGGUCUCAUGGCCUACAGUGGCACAAUCUAUGACGGCGGCUACUUUCUUUUCCGGAUAUUCCCUCAGUUUCUGGCCGCGCUGAUACUUCUUUACGCCCAAAUCGUUAUCACGGCUGCGUUCAGGGUCUUGCCUUUCUCAGCAUUGGCAGCUGAAGAUGUACGAUCACGACGAAAUGUGGGUUUCUUGCCCCUAUAUCCCAAGACGUUCUUGUGGCCGCAGUAUGUCAGCACCUGGCGAGUUCGAAUACCCAUCAUCAUGACUUGGCUUUUGAACUUUACAAUACCCUUGCAAAGUUGCUUGUUCACAGUUGUAUAUAUCGAAGAGCAGUGGAUUUGGUGCACCGUACAAGGUGUGGCCUGGGUUCUUGUCGCCCUGUACGUCUUCAUGUUGUUAGCGACAUUGCUUUUGGCAGGCUUUUGGCAUCAUCGAAGAACUGGUCUGGGGCCGAAGUGGGAUAUGCGAACACUUGCCGACAUCAUCGCCCUCCUCGCACCAAGCAAUUCUGCACAGCAGUUUUCGGGAACGGAAAAUGCAGUGAGACGGAACGACAUGAGACACAUGCUCUUCAGCAAUAUUGAGCGCCUUGGCUAUUGGCGUUCUCCAGAGGCACCGGAGCUAAACCUCUGGUAUGGCAUUGGUUCUCCGGCUCACGACGAGAAGGUCAAUUUCGAAUCACUGGGCGACUAUGUGCAUGAAAAGGGCCCCCGCGGAGCGCCACCAAACGUGAUGCCGUCUGCAGGAGGUAUACGCAACCGCUAUCUGCCGUGGUGCUUUCGAGACACGCAGGUCAGCUUUUGGGCUGUUGCAACCGGUAUUCUUCUCAUCACCUUGUUCGUUAUUUGUUUCAACCCCAAAACGGAUAUUCGAAGCGGCUUCGUGCCCCUCAUCAGCGCUGCACCCAUACCAGGCGCGUUCUCGGCUGCCAAUUUCCUGUACUCUUUCGUACCAGCGUUGCUAGGAAUGAUCAUCUUCCUCGUCUUUCAGUCUCUUGAUCUGACGCUGCGCAUCCUCACACCUUGGGGGGAGCUUUCACGCGUAGAAGGUUCCUUGGCCAGGAACUCAAUUUUGCUCGACUACGCCGCUUGCCUCCCAUUGGAGUCGACGUGGAAGGCCCUCAAGCACGGCCACUGGAAAGUGGCGUUCAUCUCACUGUUUGCAACAUUUUCGUUUCUGAUACCUGUUUUGGCUGGAGGCAUGUUCAUGGCGCUGACAGCACCUGAUCAUAUCGUACGAAUGUACCCUAAUGUCCCAGUGCUAGCAAUCAUCCUCACUUUGCUCACCCUCAUGUUGUUGGCUCUUGUUGCUCUCAUCUUUAACAGAGACCAAUUUCGCUUGCCGCACGCUGUCACGUGCUUGAAUGAAAUCAUCAGCUUCUGCUACGCCGAGGAUCUACGGGCCGACCCGGCUUUUCAGUGGGCUCAGAGUCACCGACUGCUCAAGAUGAAGCUUGGAGCGUACAUGGACAAUGCAGAGCAAAGCAGAUGGUUCUUCAGUGCUGGCUACGGCAAGAAGGGCGCGCUCGGUAUUCGACGUUAUGGGAGAUACACUGGCGAUACCCCCUAUGUCCAAGCUGCCAAGCGCCGAGCCCGAGAAAAGCGCGAAAUGGCCGGUCGAAUUUUGAGGCGAGCGGCGGAAAAGGAUUUGGCGAUCGAUCGGCAGCGCCAGUACGAAAUAUCCAGACCAGUGCCCAAGGGCAAUUCGACCAUGAUUUCGCCAUGA